GACCACCUCAUCCUCUCGCUCUCAUCUUCAAUGUUUCUCCCUUUCGUUGAGUGAGCUAUAAGGCUGAAAAUGAUCUCUACGACUUUGGAUUUAAUGCUUCAUUCAUCAAUCAACACUGUAUAUUUCCUCAGUAUUGUUCAAAUUUGAAUAUUGUGUAUUUGAAUGCUCUCUUUCACCACCAUUAUAGAACAGGGAUUAUACAGCAGUUGUUCAGGGGUACAAGACCUCAGUUAUUCUUCUGGCGAUUUGCCCACACAGACAUAGAUCCAGACACUGGAACCUCAGGGCGGUGUGUUCUCUCAAUCUCUCACCUAGCUGGGUAUCCUGUACUGCGGCCAUCCUCUGCUCUCCUUUGACAUCCACUCUUCACAAGGACCUCAGAGUUAGUGGUUAUCUCUGUAAGAAUGGAGGAUUCCUCUGAACAGUCUCACUGGGUGUCUCCGGCUCUGCUCAGCUCUGAUCCCCUGGCCAGCUUCUCCUCAGAGCCUGGCUUACUACCUCCAGGAGAGGAGGGAGAGCCCUUCUUCUCCAACCCCGAGACUGACUACACCAGCCUUCCCUCAUACUUCUCCAACCACAGCCACAGCAGGGCUCCAUCAGGCUACAGACAGGGCUCAGUUCGCCAGGUGUACUCCUCGCCCUCUCUCCUGAGCAACCUUCAAUGGCUGGAUGGCCCUGGCAGCCACUCUCUGAGCUCUCCAUACAACCCAUCAUCCUCUACCUGGACCAGCAAUCCUUUCACUAAGACUCCUCUGCACCCAUACACCCCAACCUCCCUUUAUGCCUCCAGCGCCACGUCCUCGUUCACCUCCAGAGAUGGGUACUCCUCUCCAGGUAGGGAUGGCAAGGAGAGUCCCAGGCUUCAGGAGGCCCUGAAGGCCGAGCGCUUGAGUCCUUUGGGUGGAAGUGGUGGAAGCAGUUUUCUGAAUCUGACUUCCGCUGCUGGGAGUGUGUGCACACCAUCUCCCCACUCCCAUUCACACAUGCUGGGCCCCUACAGCUCAUACAUGACCUCUCCACAGGACUACACAAUGGCAGGCCUAUACUCCUCCCCAGGGGCAUGGAUGAGCCCCUCCUCCUACUCCCCCAAACUACGUAAUAAAAUGAGGCUGUCUCCCCCAGAGGCCAGAGAGUGUGUCAACUGUGGAGCCACUGCCACCCCUCUAUGGCGUCGAGAUGGAACAGGACACUACCUGUGUAACGCCUGUGGGCUUUACCAUAAGAUGAAUGGCCAAAAUCGUCCCCUGAUCCGACCAAAGAAAAGACUGAUUGUCAGCAAGCGGGCCGGGACUCAAUGUGCCAACUGUCACACCAGCACCACCACGCUGUGGAGACGGAACGCCAGGGGUGAGCCUGUGUGCAACGCCUGUGGCCUCUACUUCAAGCUGCACAACGUCAACAGACCCCUUACUAUGAAGAAAGACGGUAUCCAAACACGAAACCGUAAAGCGUCCAACAAGAACAAGAAGGGCAAAAAGAGUGCCAUGUUGGAGCAGUACCCUGACCUAUCACAGGGUCCCCCCCUCGAUGACCACGGAGGCCCCUACUCGCUGGGUCCAGGGUCACAGCUCUCCUACAGCCACACCCCUCACUUCCUCUCCCCACCCUCCGGCCUGCACCCGUCUGUCAGCCUGUCUUACACCCAUCACCCAAACACUGGCAUGGUGCCCACACUGGUGUGACACAGACCUAGACACAUUCAGACCCAUAAAGGCAACAUACAGCACAUACAGUACAGACACAAACUCGCCUACUGAGGAAUAGCUUCUUUGUAGCAAUGGAUGCCUUGUACAUAAAUGCAUUUAUACUUUUUCCUUCCUAUUUUAUGUGUGAAGUUGAUCUUGUCUUAACACUGGACAUAAAACUGCACAUUUUUACAAGAUCAAAAAAUAAAAACUUUUAUGGAAGGAUUUGAUUGUAUUUUGUUAAAGGCAUAUUCUAUUUCUAUGAAUACUAAAACUUUAAAAGUAAAGUUUAAACUUCACACUGUAAUCAUUGAUACGGGUAACACUGGUAUGAACUUGUAGCUAUCUGUAUUUUGUAAAUACGUACCGAAUUGUGUGUACUAAAGUUGCCAUAUCCCUUUUCAAAUGUUUAUGAUUUUAGUUGAAGGUGAAAGGGCAUUCAAAUGUGAAUUGUUUUGUAUUUGCUACAUUUCUAUAUUUGUAAUUUCUUACAAGCUCCUCAUAAACAAUAAAACAUGAAUGGUAAAAUUA
Messenger RNA from Oncorhynchus gorbuscha (pink salmon), 2216 nucleotides. RefSeq names its product GATA binding protein 1a (gene gata1a). The transcript has 7 exons. Bases 405 to 1682 code for a protein of 425 amino acids. Lineage: Eukaryota; Metazoa; Chordata; Actinopteri; Salmoniformes; Salmonidae. Gene Ontology annotation, molecular function: zinc ion binding; DNA-binding transcription factor activity, RNA polymerase II-specific; RNA polymerase II cis-regulatory region sequence-specific DNA binding. The record is from RefSeq and is a predicted model, not a curated record. Gene Ontology annotation, biological process: cell fate commitment; negative regulation of transcription by RNA polymerase II; positive regulation of transcription by RNA polymerase II. Gene Ontology annotation, cellular component: nucleus.